GCAACCGAUUCAAUUGGCUCAUGGUACAUUGCAUUUGUUCUGGGCGAUCGCUAUAUUCCUGGCGGCGUUGAACCAGAUGUUGAACAAUUCGCACUGGCCACCUUGGAGCGGCCGUAACUCCGAUGCUCAACUUUGGAAAAUAUACGCCACCGCUGCAAUGUCUCAGAUCUUGACGACAACACUUGCUCUUAUCAGAUUUUGAAUCGAUCGCAAACAGGAUAUCCGCACACCGGUCCAAAUCCAGCGACAUAUUCAACGCACGUCAUGUCGAUCAGGUUUGCUACUUACGAUGACCUGUUGCCAGCAUCGAAGGCCAUGGCGGCGGCUUUCGAAGACAACGAUCUCUUCGACUACUACAUGCAUCCCAAGCGAAAGGACUAUCCCGAGGAUUUCUAUUUGUAUUUCCUGCGCCAACUGCGCAUAGCAUAUGUCAGUGGACCUCGUGACAAGAUCCUUGUCGCUUACAAGCCUGGUGAGAAUGGCGAAGGCGAAAUCAUUACUGGCGUUGCACACUGGAUCCGUAUGACAGCCAACCCUUCAAAAAGUCUGUACACAUUGGCUUCGAUACGAUUGAUGCAUGCGUAUAAUUACCUGGAGUCUCUCGCCUACCCCAAUCGUGCGGCAGAUCCGUCGCGCCUCGGUCUGCUGAGAGAAUCGGCACCAUACUUUAGCUAUCGUUGGACCGGCACCCGAGGCGAGGUUUGGAUGCUGUCGCAUCUCGCCAUCGAUCCUAAGUUUGAAGGUCAAGGGGUCGGACGGUCACUUGUCAAUUGGGGAUUCGAUCAAGCACGAAAGGAAGCCAUAGGCUGCACGGUCAUCAGCGCUGCUGGCAAAGCUGGAUUUUAUCGGAAGUGCGGGUUUGACGUGGAUGAUGGAAAUGUCAACGACCAUACCCCACCCGACCACCCUCUUCGCCGAAUUCCUGGUGGUUCAGUCCACUUCUGGGACAAUGGGAUUCCGCCUCAAGGUGUGAAGAAAUAUGGCGAAUCAUAGGAGGAGAGCUUGACGCUGAACUCUAAAGCCGAUCAUGUGCUUGUAUGUGGAGCUCAAAUCCAGCAUCGCCGCAUGAGCUUGGAGUCUAUAUAUGUUGUGUUGGGAAGCGCAACCAUGGCAAUGAUGAUGUCUGCAUAAGUAAGCUGCGUCAAAUGCGGUGAGGUCGUAUGUGCUCUCAAUCGAUAUUGUGUGCAUGCUGCAGUGUCGAGGCACAGAACGCCGAACGCAUUGUGGAGGCAGCGUGGCCUGACAUGCAUACAAUAUUCGCUCGUUGUCCUACAGUAGUCAAAUGCGAGAGCCACGUCAUCCCCGAUCUC
Dissoconium aciculare CBS 342.82 is the source of this 1310-nucleotide messenger RNA. RefSeq lists its product as uncharacterized. The transcript has a single exon. The coding region runs from base 265 to 993 and encodes 242 amino acids. Gene Ontology annotation, molecular function: acyltransferase activity, transferring groups other than amino-acyl groups. Lineage: Eukaryota; Fungi; Ascomycota; Dothideomycetes; Mycosphaerellales; Dissoconiaceae. The record is from RefSeq and is a predicted model, not a curated record.